GUUGGUGAUACAAAUUCAAUUGACUGAUUUUCAGGUCUAGCGGUUUUAGGCUACUGUAAAAAGCUCAAAACCCAAGGUGAGACAAUUGAUAAAUAUGUCUACGACUAGCAAGGAAAGAUAGAAGAUAGAAGCUUCUCAAAUAGUUCAAUUGAAGAUGCUGCCUAUUUUGCCAUUUCGGGGCAAAGCAGCACAUGACCAUGAACCGUAAUUGGUUUUCUACUUUUGAGGUGUUUUUGCCAGAAAAGUACGUUCAAGGCGGAAAUCGCCAAUCAAUGAAGGCGCUUGGCAAGGGCAUUGUCAACAUUGAGGUGAUUGUCAAUGUCAUAAAAGCUAUACAUUUUUGAAAGUGCCAAAAAGGAAACAAAAGUUCGUCGCUAUUUGAGAUACAUAGGAUAUUUGAUAUGUUUGAGACUCAUACGUAACAUGCACAGAAGUUUUGUAUUUGUUGAUUUAUCCAACCGAGGAUCACCUUUACACUGUUGGUUUAGUUUUCCCGACAGUUCACUUACAGUCUCAAUAAGUACUUUUCCAUAGAAAUUACUAACUAGUAAAUUUAACAGAAGGGCUUCUGAAGAACGGAUAAAUGCACGAGAUAAUUAUUUAAUAUCAGAUUACUCGGCUUACCCGCUAUAUAUGUACGCUAAUCCCAACAGUAUGGCUUAUUGUCCAACAAUUCCCUGAAUAGUCAGCAGUAUGAUAUGCGGGAAUAUCAGUUCACGUUUAAGAGGGAUAAAGAAACGCUUACCAUUAGGACCGCCAAAUCCUUCAACGGAAUGCAGUCAAUGUACCCAGGUUGUAUCGUCCCAAGAUGUUUCGCAUGACCUACCGGUUUAUGGUAACGUCGAGGUACCCAACUCUAGCGACAUCAAUCUUGGAAAUGAAAGCUAUUAUAGAAAACCCCUAACAAUAAAUCAAGUUACACCUAUAUCAAACGGGGAGGCAAAGAUUGAUGAGAGUGUUGACAAUCGAUCUCCGCAACAAAAAGGUGCGCACUGGUUCCAGAGAUUUAUUCGCCAACAUAUUAUCGCAAUCCUGUUCUUGACAGCAGUACUACUACUGUCACUAAUGGCGUUUUGGGUUGUGUUGCUAAUUGCACAGAAAACCUCCCCUGAGGAUAGCGAUGAGGAAAAUAGCACAAGUUGCCCCGCAAGUACUACUGAAGUCUCUACCGCAACUACGGAAUUCCGCUUGAUUUCGCGAAAGAAGUGGCUGGCCGAAACGGCUAAAGCGGGAGUCAUGGCGCUCAAAUUACCCGUCGCUUAUGUAUUCAUAAUACAUACAGGUAGUCCGUCUUGUUCGACGGAAAACACCUGUGCAGGUGUAAUCAGGGGUCUACAACAAUUUCAUAUGCAGGGAAAGGGGUGGAGCGACAUCGGAUAUAGUUUCCUCGUUGGAGGUGAUGGUAACGCUUACGAAGGAAGGGGAUGGUACAGCGUAGGUUCACAAGUGACUGGGUCCAACGCAAAGAGUAUUGGAAUCGCAUUUGUUGGCAAUUUUGAGGAGAAAUCACCACCACUGCAUCAAUUACAAGCAGCCCAGGAACUUAUCAAGAUUGGUUUAAAGUUAAAUGCUAUAUCUCCCAACUAUAAGCUCCUGGCUAUAAGACAGAUACUGCCAACUACAAGUCCAGGGAAAGCAUUAUUCAACAUUAUUAAGACAUGGGAACAUUGGUCAGAAAAUGCUUAGCGUCAGCAGCUGUACUGUUGUCGUCACGGACGACGUUUUGCUAUUUAUGUAUUUUUUUAUCAAAAAUA
Messenger RNA from Photinus pyralis (common eastern firefly), 1754 nucleotides. Its product is annotated as N-acetylmuramoyl-L-alanine amidase-like. Gene Ontology annotation, biological process: peptidoglycan catabolic process. Bases 694 to 1686 code for a protein of 330 amino acids. The record is from RefSeq and is a predicted model, not a curated record. Gene Ontology annotation, molecular function: zinc ion binding; N-acetylmuramoyl-L-alanine amidase activity. Lineage: Eukaryota; Metazoa; Arthropoda; Insecta; Coleoptera; Lampyridae. The transcript is spliced from 5 exons.